AUGGUUGCAUAUACCAUCCAUGAAUUACCUCAUUGUAUUGGGUAUGUAGAUGGUACUGAAAUCAAGUUGGCAGAAAAGCCGUUAGAUGAUCCUGAAUCGUAUUUUUCGCGAAAACAUAUUUAUUCUUUAAAAGUACAGGGAAUUUGUGACUAUCGUCUGAGAGUCCGGAACCUAGUGUUGGGAUAUCCGGGAAGCGUGCACGAUGCUACAAUAUUUAACAACUGCGAGUUAUCUUUAAUUCCGAAAAAAAUUUUUACUGGUGCAGAAUGGUUGGUUGGUGAUAGUGCGUACAAAUUAACUGGCACUGUAGUUACUCCUUUCAGAACAAAUGCGACGGAAAGAAGUAUAAAAGAACGCACUGAUUUUAAUAAAACUUUGAGUCGUUACCGAAUAAGGAUUGAACACUGCUUUGGUAUAAUUAAAGAGCGUUUUAAUAGCCUAAAAGAGUUAAAAAUACAAAUAAAAAACAAGUCAUCUAUUAAACGUGCCUGUAAUUGGGUUUUGGUAUGCGCCAUAUUGCAUAAUAUUUUAUUGGACCAGAAUGAAGAAGAAAUUGAUUUAACAUUAUCCACUGGAAAUCCCUGUGAGAUUGAAAUGGAAAAUUAUAACGAAGAACCUGCAAAUCACUCCACAAUCGAGGGAGAAGUAAAAUGA
Lucilia sericata (common green bottle fly) is the source of this 654-nucleotide messenger RNA. RefSeq names its product protein ANTAGONIST OF LIKE HETEROCHROMATIN PROTEIN 1-like. The transcript has a single exon. The record is from RefSeq and is a predicted model, not a curated record. The coding region runs from base 1 to 654 and encodes 217 amino acids. NCBI's taxonomy places the organism in Eukaryota, Metazoa, Arthropoda, Insecta, Diptera, Calliphoridae.